Messenger RNA from Platichthys flesus (European flounder), 5126 nucleotides. RefSeq names its product nicotinamide phosphoribosyltransferase 1 (gene nampt1). Gene Ontology annotation, biological process: NAD+ biosynthetic process. The transcript is spliced from 11 exons. The coding region runs from base 103 to 1578 and encodes 491 amino acids. The record is from RefSeq and is a predicted model, not a curated record. Gene Ontology annotation, molecular function: nicotinamide phosphoribosyltransferase activity. Lineage: Eukaryota; Metazoa; Chordata; Actinopteri; Pleuronectiformes; Pleuronectidae.
CUCGUCCUUCCCCCCUCACGAGCGACUCUUCUCGUGCUGGAGUCUCCCGCACCACACCGCUCACUGACAGCUGCGACUGACUCACCACCGCAGGGGGAAAAGAUGGAGCACAGAGACAACGGCUUCAACAUCUUGCUGGCCACCGACUCCUACAAGGUAACGCAUUACAAACAGUACCCUCCCAACACGAGUAAAGUGUACUCCUACUUCGAGUGCCGUGAGACGAGGACAGACCCCGCCAAGAGCAGAAAAGUCAAAUAUGACAAAACCGUCUUCUACGGCCUGCAGUACAUCCUCUUUAAAUACCUGAAAGGAAAGGUUGUGACUCCGGCGAAGAUCCAGGAGGCGAAGGAGGUUUACAGAGAACACUUCCAGGAUGAUGUUUUCAACGAGAAAGGCUGGAAUUACAUUUUGGAGAAAUACAAUGGACACCUGCCCAUCGAAAUCAAGGCGGUGCCAGAGGGCAGUGUGAUUCCCCGAGGCAACGUCUUGUUCACCGUGGAGAGCACAGAUCCUGAGUGCUACUGGCUCACUAACUGGGUGGAGACAAUCCUGGUUCAGAUCUGGUAUCCCAUCACUGUGGCAACCAACUCCAGAGAGCAGAAGAAGAUCCUGGCCAAGUACCUCUUAGAGACGUCUGGGAACCUGGAAAAACUCAUGUAUAAACUACAUGACUUUGGCUACAGGGGCGUCUCAUCCCAGGAGACUGCAGGCAUAGGGGCCUCCGCCCAUCUGGUCAACUUCAAGGGCACAGACACGGUUGCGGGCAUCGGAGUCAUUAAGAAGUUCUACGGCACCAAGGACCCCGUGCCAGGCUUCUCAGUGCCUGCUGCAGAACACAGCACCAUCACAGCGUGGGGAAAGGACCAUGAGAAAGACGCCUUCGAGCACAUCAUCACGCAGUUUCCCAACGUGCCCGUGUCCAUAGUCAGCGACAGCUAUGACAUCUACAAUGCCUGCGAGAAGAUCUGGGGAGAAGACCUGCGGAGUCUGAUAGUGAAGCGCAGCGCGGAUGCUCCGUUGGUCGUUCGACCAGACUCAGGAGACCCACUCGAUACGGUUCUGAAGGUUUUGGAGAUCCUGGGUAAAAAGUUCCCCCCAACAGAGAACUCCAAAGGUUUUAAGGUUCUCCCUCCGUACAUCAGAGUCAUACAAGGAGACGGAGUUGACAUCAACACACUGCAAGAGAUCGUUGAGGGUAUGAAGCAGCACAGGUGGUCCAUCGAGAACAUUUCCUUCGGCUCCGGAGGGGCUCUGCUGCAGAAACUGACCAGAGAUCUGCUCAACUGCUCCUUCAAAUGCAGCUACGUGGUCACCAAUGGACUCGGGGUGAACGUGUUCAAGGAUCCAGUGGCAGACCCCAACAAGAGGUCAAAGAAAGGUCGUCUGUCUCUGCACCGAACGCAGAGCGGAGACUUUGUCACCCUGGAGGAGGGCAAGGGCGACCUGGAGGAGUACGGCGUGGACCUGCUGCACACAGUCUUCCAGAACGGGAAAAUUGUGAAGACGUACACAUUCGAUGAAGUCAGAGACAAUGCUAAGCUCAAGGAGAAGGAGCUUGAAGAGCUGCUGUACUGAACAGCACCUCCAGGCCCAAACACCAAUCCCACCCUAAACCCAAUACAACCCCCCGCCCCAUCCAACCCUUUCACCUUCUGGCCUCCGUCGUCACCCAAGAAAAAUUGAGGUAGCGUGCACUGCAAUUAGCGCCCCCCCCCCCCCCCCCCCCCCCCCCCCCCCCCCACACACACACACACACACUCCCAAAGCGCCGAAAACCCCCUGAACAAUUUGAGGAACUUAACCCCUUUGUUCCGAAAAUGCUGUUGAUUGGUUCCCCGGUGGAGGGGGAGGGGUUUGUCAAAUUCUUGAUUAGCGGCGAACCCCCGUAUAUGUAUGAGAUGUUAAAGUCGAGAGAGGAAAAUGUGUGUGAGGUACACUAAGUGAUCUGAUUUCGAUGACAAGCCGCAGGUUCACGUCUCCAUGCGGCUGCUGCCGUACAGAUUGUGAGGAGGCCGCCGAUGACGUGUCGGCAGACUUUUCCCUGCGUCGACACGAAAGCCAAUAAAGUAAGAUUGUAGUUUUUCUUUCUGGAAUGAGCAGCUGCAUGAGCGGUGAGCGCACGGCGAGCCAAGUCUUAGAAUGUUCCUGACUGAAAAAUAAAUCCACACCCACAUCAACGACCUCGUCCCGUGUAUAGAAUUAUUUAGAAAAUAAAUCCAUGUCUGAAUCUACUUAGCUUUGUCUUUAAUGUGAAGGAUGCAGAGGAUGGUCAUGAAAUAUAACGGUGCACCUUAACACCAUCUUACCGAUCACUUAAGUCUGGCCACACUGAGUGCGUGUGCGGCACUGAUCUGCUGCGUCCCGCUCACAUCUGUUGAGAAUCUCUGAUGUGACUACUCUAUUUCCCACUAAUAAAAGUCCCCUAUACAUACUCGGAUAAAUGCCAGGUCCUGCAACAAUACCAAUAAAAACCUUAAAACAAAUGAAUAGCUUCAAACAUCAGAAAAGUCUUUGAAAUGGGAACAGGAAGUGCGACAGAUAUUUAAGUUUGUGACAUAUGAGACGAAAGAUCAUUUUCAUUGUCCAUUUAGCUGUGAACGGCGAAAAUAGGAGUCGACCCCCCCCCCCCCCCAAACCAUCUUGGACACUGAGAUGGAGGAGAGACAUUUGUGACGCGCACAUCAGCCCCCUUCGUAUCCAGUGUGGCCCGAGUGUUAGACUGUACGGAUGAUGAAGGAAUCCACCAUCUCGCUUUUAAUCAACGGUUGCGGUCAAAUUUCCACAAGGCCAAGAUAAAGUAUUACAUGAGUAUUUUGUUCCCUUCAGUCUGCCUCCUAACAUGUUACUGGUGCAUGUCCACAGUUCUAUAAAUGAUCAUCCGCUGCCCUUCAGUUCACUCACGUCACGAAGGCUCAAAUCCAUUUUAGUGGAAUCAUCCCGACUCCUCAGUAAGGCCACCUCGAAGUGAAGCUCUCGAAUUUCAGAGGCAAAUGUGUAACCAAUGGAUAAAAUGGCUCCAAACUAAAAAGAGACAAAUUCUAGAAAAGUUUGGCCAAUGCCCCCAAAUCUCUACAAACACAAAGAUUGAAUUUUCAAUAACGAGGAAGAGCGAAACCUUUCCGAUGGGGGGGGGGGGGGGGGUCUUCAUGAUGCUGAAUGCUCUUGAAGUCUAUACUGUAUAACACUUAAGAGCCGAUGUGCGAGGAAAAAUAAACUUACAUUGCAGAACUCGUCUUCACUGCAAUGAAGAGGAUUUAUCUAAGUGUUAAUUGAAGAUUACAUGUGUGGUGCCUCGUGGGGGUGAAAUGUGUGUUAAAUGUUGGCUCUGAUAUGUGUGUGUGAUUGGAUCUCUGUGUGUGUGUGUACUUUCUUCCUUUUAAAGGAUAGUGUAGUAUUCCUUUAUGCAAAUGUACUCAUUGAAACAGGCGAGCAGAGGACGCUCUUCCUUUCACUUUGACAGUCAUUUAUUUUGAAAGGAAGCACAGCGUUGUGACAAACGAGUAGUGGGUGUGUUUGUUUGGUUUUCCUUCGGGUUUAUAUAAAACCAAACCAGAGGCAGGAAAGUGAGACUCACAACGACAUGAACCAGCAGUGCGUUGAGAGCAGAGUUGCUGAUUAUCACAAAUAACUCUAGAGAAACUAACACAGAUUAGUGGGGCCGUGUGGAUGUGCACGACGACACCACUUUCACUCCAUUUUUAAUGCCUUUUAUUUUGGAGUUAAUCUCUGAGCGUUUCAGCUUCCUGCUCAGUGCACCUCAGUGGGGCGUCACUCCGGUUUGCAGGAGUGUUGAGUCACGUCGCUGAGUCAUGAGUGAGGAGCCGGGGACAUCACAACAAACUCAUGUUUUUGUUCGAAGGCCAAUCUCGAGCUGUGGUUAGAGGAAAUAAAAAGGCGGCAAAAUAAUGCAUCACUUGUUGUUUGAGGGACGUCAGUGUCGAUUUGGGUCCGGGCUGAAAUAUCUCACCAGCUACUGGAAGAAGUGGCAAGAAGGUUUAUUCAUGUUACCCAGAGGAUGAAUCCUGUCGACACUUGUUAUCCUCAGGUUUUUAGCAAAUCAUAGCAACAGGUGUUUGGUGAAUUGUUUUGAAAUUUGGCAAUGGUGUUCUUUUAAGAUUUAAUUUAGCACCAACAUAAGUUUAUUACCAUUUACCGGCAAAACUAAUGACGUUCCCAUGUGCCCCACUACGCUUUUGUUUAGUGUUAACCAUAAUCUGUAUAUAAAGAUGGACGACGCGUCCCAACUUCCUCCCACUAUCCAGAAAUUUUGCCCAAAUAUUAGACAAUUAUUACCAUCAAAUAUGAGGGUUCUCCCUGCUGGACACUGGCAUUGUUCGGGUUCUAUAAUCUUUAGCUCGGACCCAGAAGAAACCUGUGAUGUCACCGACUCCCGCCUCUCGCUGCCGCCUCAGACCAACAUGCUCAAAUUCAGACAAGCUGGUAAACGCCAUCGUUCCAGUUUUUUUAUUUUGUUUAUAUUUUACCUUUCCACAGCUGUUAUCUGUCGAACCCUUUUGUUAUCCAGUUGUCCAUAUCUUUUUCCAACAACGGGGUGCGUUUCAGUAAAACCUUGGUUUUACUAUUUUGAUACUGUCUCGGUUCUUACCUCAAGAAUUUUUUUAUUUUGUAUGACAGAAGGAGAAGAUUACACGUGCUCGACCAAUGGCAGACAACAUCCUACUUAACAAACUAACAUACUGCCCUCUCGCGUGUACAUACAACAGCUCGAUGUACAGGAUGCAGAGAGGAGAGGUUAGCGAGACGACCUCACCAGAUAAUAUUAUUAUUGUUAUUAUAUUAUUUUUGUCUGAAUGGCCAUUUUGUACCAACGGAAAAUGUUCAAAACUGCUCGACUGAACUGGCAGUGUGACUGUUGAUUUUGUCACUGUAAAGCUAAUGGCUUCUGCCGGUUUGUGCGGUGUGUGACGUCCUGUGUGAAUGCCUCAUGUGUAACAGAUGAAAAAGUGUUUGUGAAAACUUCUCUUUAAUUUAUUGUUGUUUCACUUGUAUGUAUAUGUUGGUUGUCCCAAAUUCUCUCCCAACACAACUGAUAUUUUAACUAACAUAAGUUGCUUUAUUGUCAACGAUACACUGAUUAAAGACGCCACCCUCUCAGUUUGAAA